AUGGUCCUACCCGUCCACCAGGGUGGACUGGUACCUUUUGCCAUGGAAGAUACUGGCAUUAGUUAUACGGGCUUGGUGGUUACGCUGAUCUUGGUGUUAGUCGCCUACCUGGUGGUUUCCCCUAUUAUAGAUGGCUGGGGAAAACCUCCUCUACCUCCUGGUCCUCCGGCACUUCCUAUUAUUGGUAACUUGCACCAGAUGAGCCUCAGUGCACCAUGGAAGCAACACCUGGAAUGGACCAAACAGUACGGACCCAUUUUCCGAUUGAAAGCUGGAAAAGAUACCAUGAUUAUUCUUGGAACAAUGCAGGCAGCACGCGACUUACUAGAUAAGAAGAGUAAGAUCUAUUCAUCUCGACCGCGCAGUGUCAUGGCAUUCGAAAAUGUAUCAAAAGGAUUGCGCCCUGUCCUUAUGCCAGAUAAUGAGCAGUGGAAGACUGCAAAAAGGUUGCAGGGAGUAGUUUUGACCUACAAGAUGUCCCAGUCAUACCGCGGGGUUCAAGCACUAGAGUCUUUGCAACUCCUGCGAGGAUUGUUGCAGAACGAAGGCAAAUUCCAAAAAGAGUUUCACAGAUACUCGACCUCGACACUGUUCGCUCUUGCAUACGGCCAGCGGAUGACCAGAGGAGACGAGGAUGAGGUCAAAGCUAUCGACCUCAUUAUGGAGCGGUUCGCACUUUUUGGUCGUGUCGGAACCUGGAUCGUUGAUGUUAUUCCAGUCCUCAAUUACUUGCCUACCUUCCUGGCGCCUUGGAAGCGUAUUGCUGAAGAAUGCCACCAGUUUGAGUCCACAAUGCACAUGAAGCACUUGCACCAGGCAAUGGAAAGACCAGGUUGGAACUUUGUCAAGGCAGUCAAAGAUGUGAAGGCAGCGGAAGGAGUAUCCCAAAAGGAGUUGGCAUAUAUUGUAGCCAUCCUUCUCGAAGCCGGUGCGGAAACCACUACAAACGCACUGGAGACUUUUGUACUUGCUGCUCGUCUAUUUCCUCGAAUUAUUGGCCCAGCUCAAGCCGAGUUGGAAUCGGUUAUUGGAACUUCUCGACUUCCAACUGUAGACGACAGCCCCAACCUACCUUAUAUCAAUGCAAUUGUGAAGGAGACGCUCCGCUGGCGACCUAUCGUCCCGGAGGCUGUACCCCAUCUUAACACGGAAGAAGAUGAAUAUAUGGGAUACCGGAUUCCUAAAGGAUCAAUUAUACUCCCCAAUGUUUGGGGCAUUCACCUCAAUCCAGACAUCUACCCGGAUCCAAACAACUUCUUGCCUGAAAGGUGGCUUGCAUAUGAAACAAACGAAGGACCACCAGAGCAUGCUGCAUUUGGAUUUGGACGAAGGAUUUGCACCGGACAGCACAUUGCAUACAACUCUCUUUUCCUGAAUAUUGCACGUAUCCUGUGGGCGUGCAACAUUGGACCCAAGAUUGAUGCAGAGGGCCGUGAGGUGCCCGUCGAUGAGUGGGGUUUCAGUGAUGGCUUUAUCAGCAGGCCAUUGCCAUUCGAAGUGAGUAUCACUCCUCGUAGCGAGGAGCGAACUAAGCUGGUGGAGAAAGCUUGGGAUGAGGCAGAUAAAGAUUUGGUGAGCCUUAUGGAAAAACGGCCCAUGUGA
Molecule: messenger RNA, 1602 nt
Organism: Talaromyces marneffei
Lineage: Eukaryota; Fungi; Ascomycota; Eurotiomycetes; Eurotiales; Trichocomaceae
Exons: 3
Coding region: 1-1602 (533 amino acids)
Molecular function (GO): monooxygenase activity; oxidoreductase activity, acting on paired donors, with incorporation or reduction of molecular oxygen; iron ion binding
Source: RefSeq, a predicted model, not a curated record